This is a messenger RNA of Papilio xuthus (Asian swallowtail), 2405 nucleotides long. RefSeq names its product oxidative stress-induced growth inhibitor 1. The record is from RefSeq and is a predicted model, not a curated record. Bases 515 to 2329 code for a protein of 604 amino acids. NCBI's taxonomy places the organism in Eukaryota, Metazoa, Arthropoda, Insecta, Lepidoptera, Papilionidae. The transcript has 10 exons.
AUUGACGGAACUUCGAAGUUCGAACGACAAGUUGAAGGUUCGGAGAAUUGAAAAAAAAAACUUAAUAAGGUUAUGACUUGAUUGAUCAUUUCUCGUGCUUUCGAUACGAAGUUUUUACUUAACACAUUAAUUUUCUUACUUAAAAAAAGUAUUCAAUGUUUCUAAGAUCAGUAAGUGCUACACUAAAGUGAAAAGUGUCGUGUUGAUUGGUGAAUAUUUUUCAGGAAUAAAUCGAUAAUAUAAUUUCAUCCUGAAUACUCCAACGAAAACGGCAGCUGUCCGAUUUUAUCUACGACUGAAGAGACGAAGAAAAAAAAGAAAAUAGUGUUAAUUAUUAAGUCUGUAAGACUGUAAACUGCCUGUGAUAUAAUUUAUUUUCAAAUUUUAAUUUAUUUCUAAAAGAAUUCUAAAUUCGAAUUAGAAUACAAGACUAGAGAGAAAUUAGAUCUGGCCAUUAACAAAUUGGUUUAGCAAUUAAAAAAAGAAAGUUGAAUCUGUUUUUAUCUGUGGUACAAUGAGAGACAACAUGAAGGCUUGUCAGCACACGCUGUCAGAUGACGUCAUCUACAAAGAGGUCGUUGUUAUCGGCAAUGGUCCUAGUGGUCUGGUGACGUCAUACAUGCUGGCUGGGAACGUGCCAUAUUUGAAGCGGAAUAUUCCUGAUGAACUGCCCAUCGACGACAUGCUGAGAGCCAGAUUAUCCAACCUGCCUCCAGGACAGAAUCUACUAGAAACAGACCUUAUGGAGUUGGCAGAGGGCUUGGAAGGACGGAGUCACAAUCCCAUACCUUUAUUGAUGGACAAUCUGUUGAGGCCCUGCGCUGAUUUAAAUAUUGACGCAGAUUCACUUAUAGAGUGGAAAUAUGAUGUAGAGAAACAGGUGGAGCACGUGGUGCUGGGUCGGGGUCAGCCGGGCGGCUCCUGGCAUACCUUCCCCCCCGCGCUGCGCACCCUCUCCCCCGCACCCUGGCUCGCCCUCCCCCCGCACCGCACCGCACACCCCGCACCUGCCCCGCACUCGCCCCCCGCCCCCCACUCGCCGCACGCCCGCCUCACCGCGCGCGCCCUCGCCAACUACUGCAGGCGAUAUGUACGAGUCAAUAAUUUGCAGCGUUUCUUCCGAUGCGGUGUGACAGUGACGAGCGUGUCGCGAUGUCCGCGCGGUGGUGGUGGUGGUGGUGGCCCGCCCUGCGCGAGCGCCGCCUGCCCCCGCGCCGCCACAUUCUGCGUCUCCGGAUACGACAGCGUGGAGGCGCGGUGCGUGCGCUACGUGUGCGGGCGCGUGGUGGUGGCGUGCGGCGGAGCGGACUCCCCCAACGCACACCUCGCCCACCUCGCGCACCUCGCCCCGCACGCGCUGCACCACCUCGCCGCGCUGCACUCCCCGCCUCCAGAAGUGUCGAGCAGCAGCGAGGCUGCGCUGGUGGUGGGUUCAGGUCUGAGCGCGGCGGACGCGGUGCGCAGUCUGCGCGCGCUGCGCCGCCACGUGCUGCACGCGCACCGCACGCCGCCCGCAGCGCUCGCCCGCCUCCCGCCCGCCGCGUACCCUGACUACUGGGAGAUUUACAAGAUGAUGUGCGACGGUCCGAGCGGCAACCACCACAACUACACGCCUUAUCCCGAUCACGUGGUCGUCGACGUCACACCUCUAGACCCAGACAAUGACAGCAAGUACAGCCUCAAGCGCGUCACACUUCUAGACCUCGCCACAAACCUGACCACACAGGUCACAGUCUCCCUCAUCGUGGUCCUCAUCGGCUCCAGACCUGAUCUCUUCUUCCUCCAGACAAACUUCAAUAUCAACGAUAUAGAAAUAAAAAAAUGCAUCAAAUGUACCAACGAAAAGGAAAACAGAAAAAUCGAAGAAAACCAAAAACAAUGCUUCUUCAAAAACCAUUGGCAUUAUUUCAAAUCUGUAUUAGGACAGAGCAUUCAGAGUUGCAAGUCUAGAUAUUUGAAUUAUACAGAAAUAAAUGGCAACACUGACAAUAAAUGCAAUAAUACCAACUGUGACAAAAUAGAAGACGGUUCUGACAAUUUUAAAUACGAAGUCAUCCCGUAUACUGAUUUAGAUAAACUUAAGUGUGAAUGUCAAACCACAAACCCGUACAGCAGUGGAUUGGGUUUCGGUAUAGAUCCAUUGAAGCCAGUUGAUGGCAGAUCGAAUCCAGUAGCCAUAGACAAGAGUACCCAUGAAAUACUUAACGCUCCCAAAGGAAUCUAUGCUUUAGGACCACUCACCGGAGACAACUUCAUAAGGUUCAUCCCCGGAGGAGCGCUAGCGAUAGUGGCUCACAUACACAAAGAAAUGAAGACAGUAGCAGAGUGAUUUGAUACUUACUCAGUGAAAUAAAUGUGAUUUUAUAUAUACUUAAUUUUUUUUAUAAUAAAUUAUUUUUAUACCC